GCCACCCAUCCAGUGCAGCACAGCUUCCCAGAGGAAGCCUCACCCAGCCUCUGUACUGAGGUUCUUCUGUGCACGCUGCUGCUGCUCCGGGCCCGAGAUGCCAGCUGUCCAGCUGCUGCUUCUGGCUUGCCUGGUAUGGAACGUGGGGGCCAGGACAGCACAGCUCCGGAAGGCCAAUGACCGGAGUGGCCGAUGCCAGUAUACCUUCACUGUGGCCAGCCCCAAUGAAUCCAGCUGCCCCGAGCAGGGACAGGCCAUGUCAGUCAUCCAUGACCUACAGAGGGACAGCAGUGCCCAGCGUGCAGACCUGGAGUCCACCAAAGCUCGACUCAGCUCCCUAGAGAGCCUCCUCCACCGGCUGACCUUGGGCCAGGCUGCUGGGCCCCAGGAGACCCAGGAGGGGCUGCAGAAGGAGAUAAGCAUCCUGAGAAGGGAGCGGGACCGCCUGGAAACCCAAACCCGGGAGCUGGAGACCGCCUACAGCAACCUCCUCCGAGACAAGUCUGUCCUGGAGGAGGAGAAGCAGCAACUGAGGCAAGAGAAUGAGGAUCUGGCCAGGAGACUGGAGAGCAGCAGCCAAGAGGUAGCAAGGCUGAGGAGGGGCCUGUGUCCCCAGACCCGAGACACUGCUCAGGAUGUGCCACCGGGCUCCAGGGAAGUUUCUACAUGGAAUUUGGACACUUUGGCCUUCCAGGAACUGAAGUCAGAGUUAACUGAGGUUCCUGCUUCCCGAAUCUUGAAGGAGGGUCCAUCUGGCCAUCCCCGGAGUGAAGAGGGAGAAGAUGGAUGUGGAGAACUCAUUUGGGUAGGAGAGCCCCUGACUCUGAGGACAGCAGAAACGAUCACCGGCAAGUAUGGUGUGUGGAUGCGAGACCCCAAGCCCACCCACCCCUACACCCGGGAGACCACGUGGAGGAUCGACACGGUGGGCACAGACGUGCGCCAGGUGUUUGAGUAUGACCUCAGGAGCCAGUUCACACAGGGCUACCCCUCCAAGGUGCACGUGCUGCCUAGGCCGCUGGAGAGCACGGGAGCUGUGGUGUACGGGGGGAGCCUCUACUUCCAGAGGGCCAACUCCAGAACCGUGGUAAGGUACGAGCUGAACACCGAGCUGGUGAAGGCGGAGAAGGAGAUCCCUGGAGCCGGCUUCCACGGACAGUUCCCCUACUCUUGGGGUGGCUACACAGACAUUGACUUGGCGGUGGACGAGGCUGGCCUCUGGGUCAUCUACAGUACCGAGGCAGCCAAAGGCGCCAUCGUCCUCUCCAGACUGAACCCAGAGAAUCUGGAACUUGAACACACCUGGGAGACUAACAUCAGGAAGCAGUCCGUUGCCAAUGCCUUCCUCAUCUGUGGCACCCUGUACACCGUCAGCAGCUACUCCUCUGCUGACGCAACCGUGAACUUCGCUUAUGACACAGGCACAGGCAGCAGCAAGACCCUGACCAUCCCAUUCAAGAACCGCUACAAGUAUAGCAGCAUGAUCGACUACAACCCCCUGGAGAAGAGGCUCUUUGCCUGGGACAACUUCAACAUGGUCACCUAUGACAUCAAGCUCUCCAAGAUGUAAAGAAGUCUGGAGCUAUACCCAGCAAAGGCAGGAGACGUGCAGGGCUGCAGGGUAGAGCAGGCUGGAGGGCAGGCCAGCUGGCCAGCCAGCACCCAGGCAGCCCUCUCAGCUUUCCAAGCUUUCAUUAAUCCCAGAGAAUGUGCAUGGUCACCAUCUGAUUAUGCAGGAAUAGUAGUCUGAGGGUAUGGACCA
This is a messenger RNA of Otolemur garnettii (small-eared galago), 1762 nucleotides long. RefSeq names its product myocilin (gene MYOC). Bases 98 to 1570 code for a protein of 490 amino acids. The transcript has 3 exons. The record is from RefSeq and is a predicted model, not a curated record. NCBI's taxonomy places the organism in Eukaryota, Metazoa, Chordata, Mammalia, Primates, Galagidae. Gene Ontology annotation, biological process: signal transduction; osteoblast differentiation. Gene Ontology annotation, cellular component: Golgi apparatus.